Molecule: messenger RNA, 4657 nt
Organism: Homarus americanus (American lobster)
Lineage: Eukaryota; Metazoa; Arthropoda; Malacostraca; Decapoda; Nephropidae
Product: signal recognition particle receptor subunit alpha-like
Exons: 10
Coding region: 354-1364 (336 amino acids)
Biological process (GO): SRP-dependent cotranslational protein targeting to membrane
Cellular component (GO): endoplasmic reticulum membrane
Molecular function (GO): GTP binding; GTPase activity; ATP hydrolysis activity
Source: RefSeq, a predicted model, not a curated record
AGGAUGAAUCAUAUGAUGUCUCCAUCAGUGAUGAUGUGGAGUUGAAUGGAACUGCUAUUGGGAUAGACGAGAACACUAAUGCACUGGAUGAAGAGACUAUAAAGAAGAACCGGGAGAAGUUGUUCACCAAGCGAGGUACUCCUAAGGCCUCCAAGCUGGAGAAGACUAAGAGCCCCAAGCCCAAAGGCAAGAAGGGCAAAGAGGCAACUGUGUGGGACUUGGAUGGGAGAGACUCUAAAAGCCUAGACUUCUCGAAGCCUGGUGGUGUUGGUGGGGGUGUUAAGUCUUCCCUUCGCCCAGAUUUCCUACCAAAUCCAUCCCAGAUUGGGACACUUUCGGGAAAUCUGAAAGGUAUGGACAUCCCAACCGAGAGAGAGACCACAGACAAGAAAUCGUCCUCUGGUGGAAUGUUUUCUAUGUUCCGGGGGCUAGUUGGGGGCAAGACCCUGACUGAGGCAGAUGUGGACCCUGUUCUUGAGAAACUGAAGGAUCAUCUUAUUGGAAAGAAUGUAGCUUCUGAAAUUGCCAAUAAAUUGUGCCAUUCUAUUGGGAAAAAACUGGAGGGCAAAGUUAUUGGAACAUUUGAGGGGGUAUCUAGCACUGUGCGGUCCACUCUGACAGAGGCCUUGGUGCAACUGCUGACACCUAAACGUCGUCUGGAUAUUCUCCGUGAUGUGGUUGAAGCCAAAUCCUCCACCCGCCCAUAUACCAUGGCAUUUUGUGGUGUAAAUGGUGUUGGAAAAUCAACUAACUUGGCAAAGAUUACGUUCUGGCUCAUUGAAAAUAAUUUCCGCGUGCUGAUAGCUGCUUGUGACACAUUCCGAGCAGGAGCUGUGGAGCAGUUACGCACCCACAUGCAUCACUUGAAUGCUCUUCAUCCACCAGAGAAGCAUGGUGGACUCACUAUGGUGGAACUGUUUGAACAGGGAUAUGGUAAAGACGCAGCUGAAAUUGCUCGACAUGCCAUUGAGUACUCUCGUAAAAACAACUUUGAUGUUGUACUUAUUGAUACUGCUGGUCGUAUGCAGGACAAUGAGCCCCUUAUGAGGGCACUUGCCAAGCUGAUCAUGGUAAAUGAACCAGACCUGACUCUUUUUGUGGGUGAGGCUCUUGUUGGUAAUGAGGCCGUGGAUCAGCUGGUGAAGUUCAAUCGUGCUUUAGCUGACCACUCCAGCACAAAUACACCUCAGGUCAUUGAUGGCAUUCUCUUGACCAAGUUUGACACCAUUGAUGACAAGGUUGGAGCUGCUAUCUCAAUGACAUACAUCACUGGUCAACCAAUUGUGUUUGUUGGCACAGGCCAGACUUACACAGAUCUCCGCAAUUUGGAUGCUAAGGCAGUGGUCCAUGCACUCAUGAAGUGAGCUUCAAGGAAUCGCAGGCUGUGAGGGGUAGGAAUAUAGGGGUGGGUAACUCAUGUUAGUAUGUCAUAUAUCAUAAGCAUUUAUAAUCUGUGGAAAUCUAAAGCUAAAAUAAGAAAAGUUUUGGAGCAGUAGAGAGCAGUUGUUUUUGCAUUUAUUAUUGCGGUAAUUUGUCUCAUUCAUUAAAAUCAAUAGAAUUUCAUAAGUGUAAAACAUUUGGAAGUCAAUAUCAACAGGUGUAAAACUUUUGCAUUUAUCUUACACAUGUACAGUAUGUUGGACAAGUGAAAAUUUCAGGUAACUGUAUCACCUUUUAUAUCAGUACAGGUAUAGUCAAAAGGUAAAUACAAUGAUAUAAUGAACCCAUUAACUGAAACCAAAGUACUGUACAUGCAUUGAGAGGUUUGGAAAAGGAUACAGUACUUAAAAUACUACAGUGCAACCUCGAAAAUUUGAAUUGCAUGGGCCCAUGUAGUAUGCGAAUUAAAACAAAAUCGAAUUUUAGAUGUAUAGAAGCACCAGAGUAAAUUGUUGUGUCAAAACAUGCUACAAAAAAUUAUUUACAUAUCUAAAAACUGUCAAUAAGCAAUAGUUAUAAUAAAUUAAAAGUAUUACUGUAUUUAUAUUCAACAACAUUUAUUCUAAUAUACAGUAUUUAGAACAUUAUAGCUACAGUGGUCUCCAUGUAAUCCUGCCAGUCUCCAGUACACCGCCACGAGACACGGAAGGGUAAACAGUGCGUGACCUAGCAUGUCUUGGAACCCGGAUGCGCUUGCUGUGCUCAGCAUUAUGAUCGCAUUUGAAAGCUUGAAUUAUUAUGGCGAUAUUUUCAAAUUCGAAACCUAAAAUUUUGGCACGUAUUUUUAAUCAGAUGCUAUUCGAAUUUUAGAUGUAUCCGAAUUUUUAGGUUCAAAUUUUAGAGGUUUUACUGUAUACUGUAGUGAGAAAUUAAAUGCGUGAAUAUGGAGAGGAUCAUUAUGCUUCAUGAGACAGCAAAUUGUAAAUAAAUUUGAUUUGCAUACAGUGCAGUAUGUGAAAAAACAUAACAAGAAUGAACAUAACUGCUUCAUUGGUUCAUACAAAAUGAAACAACCUCACUUUACUGUUUCAUUACAUUUUCUGCAAUUUUUAAUCAUAGCUUUGAUUUAUAUAUUCAAGAAAAUAUAUAUGAAUUUUUGCCAGUUGAAUGUAUUUCCCAAACACAUAGGAAUAACUUUAUUGAGGUGUUACCAAGAUGUGCACUGUAUGGUUUACUAACACUUGGGGAGCCUGAAUUAUUUUUACAGAAGUGAGCAUGAUGUGGAGGGCAUAAUUUUUAGGUAACCCUUGGGAUGGUAGUGAUUAGAAAUGAAAACAUUUUACCAUUUUACUGGAAAUUAGUUUCAUACUUUUGCCCUCAUAAAGGUUUAUGUUUUUGGAUUUAGCAAAGAUUAAAAUCAAACUGACUGGUGUUACUAGCCAGGGAUUUAGUGCUGUACUGUGUGACAUGUAUGUUCUUUCCUGUUAUUUUGUCAAGUUCUUUUUUUUUUUAUGUGUGUUUGGAGGCUACCUGAAAAUGCUCUCUACUGGUGAACCCAUAAAAUGGAACACAAAUUUUUCACUGCGGCUUCCUAGUUUGUCUGUCUGCCUAUAUGGGGCAUAAAAAUUAACCUCCAUACUAAAGGUUUUAUAUGUUGGCUCAAUGUGCCACCUGUAGCAAGUUUUUGUUAAAUUGACCGAUAAUUAGUUUGAAAUCUUAAACUCAUUCACAUGUAUAUGCUUUGCUAGGUCUGUGUUAUUGUCAGGCGAGUGAGAUAUACACAAAGUAAUCUCAAUUAUUUUGGUCAGUGUUAGCUGGAAUAGUGUUUUUAUAUGGCAGGUUAUCUCCAGACUAUCAUUAAUUUUUAUGUUAAGUGUCAAUAUUCACAUUUAUCUGGCUUAAAAAUUUAAUGAGAUUUAUAUGAGUUUGGAAGUGAUGUUACUUGAUCUACCCGACUGUAGCAGAAGCUUUAUGGUAGUAAGGAGAUGUGAGUUUUUAUAAUAAAAGCUUUGCACAAAAAGACCAGGAAACAUAAAAAAAAUAUCUAAAUGAUUUCUUCUUACAGCUGAUACAUUACAAUUUGAAGAAUGACAAAAGGGUAAAGUUAAAAAUUUUAACUGUGGCACUCAGGAGUCAAAAGGUAAGUAAUAUAAAUGGGUAAAUGUAUAGUCACAAGUGUUCAUGCUGCUACUUCAUGGAAUCAGUCUUGAGUAUAUUGUAUAUACUGUAUAAUGCUUCCAUGCCUAAUCUUUAAAAUUACAACAUGUAACACUUCCCCUCCCCCCACAAGGAAUAGGCCCCCUGGUAGGCUAGUUGUCUGUCAGUUUGGUAUAGGGUCACACAGGUCAAGAUUUUCUACCUUACUGUUUGACCAUAACUUGCAUGGGAAUCUGCUAGGUCAACCCUGGCAUCAGGCACGGGCCAGUAGAGCAGCAUGCUGAAACACUAACCACUACAGCACUGAGGCUAUAAAAUCACAACAUAAUGAAUUGAAAGCAAGAUAUGAUUUUAAAUGGACUAGUCAGUGAUGAAUUUCCUUGUGGAAGCCAUUUUGUCUUAAGUUACAAUGUUCUUGUGAUGGGUAAGAAUUGUACAUCCUGAAUGGUGAUAACUUAGUAAAUACUGUACAGUACUUGUAAACUUUGAUAUUUUAGAAAUGUUGAAUAUUUAUUUAUGAAAUUGAAGUACAAUUAAUAAUUGUAUGCAUAAAAUAAUGAUGUUUGGUAAAAAUGUUGUUAAAACUCCAAUAGAAACUUUACAUUACUUAAUACUGUAUUCUUCACUUAAUUUAAUAUAUUUUGAAAUUUCUUUUCACAUAAGUCAAAUAAUUUAAAGGUAGGGGUAUGAUAUUUAAGGAGAUAAAUGUUGAACUUACACGUGUGACAUGAGAAAUAUUUCAUUCUUUUUAUACAGCUCAAAAUUAGAACAUACUAUACAGUACACUCUGAUAAAAAGAAAUGUUUGGUUGUCAGCGACAUAUUCUUUUGAUUGUUCAGCAUAGAACUUUUGAAAGUACUGUACUUGAUCUGAGGCCAUUUAUCAUGUGUGAAUUUUAAGUACCUAUGUUUAUUCUGUAGUCUUGUCAGAUCAGUGUUACAUUUUUAUUUUUGGACAGUUAGGAUAGAUGUUGAUUUUCAUUGCAGUAGUUAUAUAAAUUAAUUGGAUACAGUGAUUCUCUCAUGAGCUUUAUUAUAUUCAGAUAUGAACAGAUAUAAAUUUUGGAUUUAUAUAUAUAUAUAUUAUCCACAUGGGAUAUAAUAAAAGUACAUUACCAAAA